GCAAGCUCCAGAGUCCAGACCACCAUGGAUGUUCAGCAAGUCUUUCACAUGACUGGAGGCAUUGGCCACAGUAGCUAUGCAAGAAACUCUUCUUUACAAAAGAAGGCUUCUGAUAUGGUGAAGGACAUGACCUUAGAAGCAGUCCAAGAACUUUACCUUACUACAGCUCCACAAAGCCUAGGCAUAGCUGAUCUGGGUUGCUCGUCAGGACCCAACACCUUGUCAAUCAUGAAAGAAAUCAUUGAAGUAGUCCAAGGAACAAGUAGAAAAGCCUUCCACACAGAACCAGAAAUCAGAGUGUACCUUAAUGAUCUUCCCACCAAUGACUUCAACUCAAUCUUUAAGUCCUUGCCAGAGUUCUCAAGGGACUUCAACAAAGAAGUAAACAGAGGCUCUCCUUCCAUUUACAUAGGAGGUUAUCCUGGCUCAUUUUAUGGGAGGCUUUUCCCCAACAAAUCCUUGCACUUUGUUUAUUCAUCAUACAGUUUACACUGGCUGUCUAGGGUUCCUCCAGCUAUCUACUCGGAGCAAGGGAAGUCCAUAAACAAAGGCAGUGUAUACAUUUCUGAAUCAAGCCCUCUUGUAGUGGCUGAUGCAUACUUGAAGCAAUUUCAGGAGGACUUCACCUUGUUUCUUCAGUCAAGGUCUGAUGAGGUGAUUUCAGGAGGAAGAAUGGUGCUGAUCUUGUUGGGUAGAAGGGGUCCAGAUCAUGUGGACAGAGGCAACUCUUUCUUCUGGGAGCUUCUAUAUCGAUGUAUUGCCAUUUUGGUGUCCAAGGGAGAAGUUGACGAGGAAAAGCUUGAUUCAUAUGAUGUGCAUUUCUAUGCUCCAUCCAGAGAUGAAGUAGAAGAUGAAGUGAGGAAAGAGGGUUCUUUUGAAUUGGACAGGUUCGAGAUGUUUGAAUUAGAGAGGGAUCAUCACAAGGACAAUCAGAGCUAUGCAACAAGUGUUGCAAUGACUGUAAGGGCUAUUCAAGAAUCCAUGAUUAGCCAACAUUUUGGAGAAGAAAUCUUGGACAAUUUGUUUGAGAACUAUAGGAGAUUGGUAGGAGAAGAAAUUGCUAAAGAAGACAUUAAGCCUACUACGUUUGGGAUUGUACUUAGAAAACUAUAAUGGUAGCAUUGACUUAUAGCAAUGCCUCAUGAUUGUCAUUUUGCUCUUCCAUCAUUCUAAUUAAAUCCAGGAAAGCUUCUUGUUUGCA
Messenger RNA from Argentina anserina (silverweed cinquefoil), 1201 nucleotides. RefSeq names its product probable methyltransferase TCM_000336. NCBI's taxonomy places the organism in Eukaryota, Viridiplantae, Streptophyta, Magnoliopsida, Rosales, Rosaceae. The transcript is spliced from 4 exons. Gene Ontology annotation, biological process: methylation. The coding region runs from base 25 to 1113 and encodes 362 amino acids. The record is from RefSeq and is a predicted model, not a curated record. Gene Ontology annotation, molecular function: S-adenosylmethionine-dependent methyltransferase activity.